Molecule: messenger RNA, 2697 nt
Organism: Caenorhabditis remanei
Lineage: Eukaryota; Metazoa; Nematoda; Chromadorea; Rhabditida; Rhabditidae
Exons: 11
Coding region: 1-2697 (898 amino acids)
Biological process (GO): protein deubiquitination
Cellular component (GO): nucleus; cytosol
Molecular function (GO): cysteine-type deubiquitinase activity; cysteine-type endopeptidase activity
Source: RefSeq, a predicted model, not a curated record
AUGACAGACAAAUUCGUGGUAGAUGUCACGAUCUUCGCGAAUACAUCAGAAAAAAUGCUAAUUACUCUAAAAGAUCAUAGAAUAAAAUUCGAAGGACGCACGAUCAAAGUGUUAAAAGCUUCAAGUUUUGAAACAGUUCGAGAAUUCGAUUCCUCUCUAUUAUUAAACAAACCAUUGAAGCACCCAGAUGUGCGAGAAAGAACUGUUCUUUCCAUCCAAUUCGCAAGCUCGCCGGGACUAAAGUUGGCAUUCCAUAAUUCAAACCGAGAUUACGCUCAAUAUGUAGUUGAGGAAUACAAUAAAUUCCUUGAAGCGAAUAAAGAUAAAGUACAACAAGUACGAGCGAAAACUACGCACGUCCCAACAGUUGGUCCACAGCGAAGUAUAACUUCAUCAGUUCCCACUAAAGAGAAUCAGUACCAAGAGUAUGCACCGAAGAUUCCUGUAAUGAAACCUUCCGUCAGUGCAAACAGCUAUUCUCCAAGUCCCAAACGAAAACCACUGCUACCUCCAGUGAGUUCCAUAUCUCCGAGAAAUUUCAAUGUAGCGCCAGGAUCUGCCCAAAAACCUAGCACGAGCUCAGGAAAUCCGAACAUAUAUAAAAGAGAGCCAAACACAUCGUCAACAAAAUCACCUGGUCAACAUGCAAGAGUGUCGCAACUAAGAUCCAACGAAAAGCUUGCUACACAAAAUGGAUCGAGAAACGGUUUACAGAACUCUGCAGAUGCACACCGCGAAAAACUGAACAUGUUGAUGCCAGAAACCAUCCCUCGAAAGAAAGGUCUGAAAAACACCGGAAACUCAUGUUUUUUCAACGCAACAAUGCAGGCGUUUGCUUCGUCUCCCUCAAUUGUUUCACGUUGUAAUCAACUCUCAAGAGUCACGUCCAUGUACAGUCGCGUGUUUAAUGUAGAGGAUGAUAGCAUAAUGAAGUUCAAACUCAACGUUUUUGAAGGCUUCCUGACAAUGAUUCAACAUUUGACUAGAACACCUGAUAUUGUAUCAAUCCAAAAGCUCAAGGAGAUUCGACGAAGCGCAGGAUUUCUCGUUGGUAGAUUUCACACUCCAGAGCAGCAAGAUGUUCACGAAUACCUACUACUGGUGAUCGACUGCAUUAACGAUGUAAUAAAGGACAAAGUGAAAAGUCCACCUGAUGUGAAGAGCAAUGAAAGCCCGGUGUUUGUGAAGGCUUUGGCUGGAUUAAAUCCGAUGCAUGCAAUACAGUCUAUAACUGAAAAAGAGUAUCAAUGCGUGAAUUGCUCAAAGAAAAGUGUGGAAUCAGUUUCAAAUCUCAUUGUUCAACUUGCAAUUGAUGAAACAAGAAAUGGAUCGAUUGAGUUAGGGGAUCUGUUAGACGUCUACUUUGCAACGGAAUCUCUGGAUAAGAGAUGCUCGUCGUGUAACACGGAAGACGCAUUUGUUCGGGAAAGAUUUGUUAAAUUCUCACCAUGUAUCAUAUUGAAUCCACUACGGACGCAGCACUCCGGGGGGGAAGAUGGUUCAAGAAAAGACUCCCGCCAAAUAAAUGUUCCUCUAAAAUUGGAUCUCACAAAGUUUACUUCUUUCGCAAAAGUAUGCAAAAGCGACGAAAAUUUAAAUUUGAAUGGUGUGGGAACUCCACAGAUAUCGUCUUCAAAAAUAACCUCAACGAAAAAUCUGAUGUUGAACGGAGGUAUGAAGUGCUCGAGUCCUUUUAAAGUGCUGGGAGGAGCGAAAGAACCUUCAGAAGACGAUGACAUACAAUUUGAUAACGAGAUAAUCAACAAUCCAUUUUAUUUCGAACUCAUUAGUUGUCCCGAAGAGCUGAAAAAGAUGGCCCGUUUGCUCGGAAUCAAAUACAAUAAAAAGUUUAUGGAAUACCACGCUUCAAUUCUCAAAGAUAAACCAUCCACCGAUAUGAAGAAAAGUGACUAUCCCGAUGAAAAGAGUAUAAUAGACGGCGACGGAAAUUGCUUCUUUCGUGCUAUCUCGUGGUUUUUGACUGGAACUGAGGGACACCACAAACAAGUACGGAAAGUAUUGGUUGAAUAUAUGAAGAACAACCAAUCCGCUCUAGAGAAACACUGCACAGCUCCAAGCUACGAGAUACAUGUGCGCGAUAUGAGCAAAGAUGCAACAUGGGCCACCGGAUGCGAAAUAGCCGCCAUAUCCAAACUCCUGAACGUUAACAUUUACACCUUCCUACCAUCUGGUUGGUCAUUGCAACAACCGCAGACUGGAGUAGCAUCAAAGAAAGGGUCGAUUUAUUUGAAUAAUCUCAGUGAACAUUACGAACCAGUGACAUCAUUAAAAAAACAUGGUGCGGAUUCUAGAGAUCGGAGAGCUCAUAAAAGAAGAUGUGUACGUGAUGGCGGAGAAGAAGGCGAUGCUGAAAUAUCUAAAAAUGCUGAAUCUUCUUCAAAAAACAAAACCAUAACUCCAGCCAAGCUUCCGACUAAACAGAAACCUACAAGAAGUUGCAACACGGAAAAGAAGCCAAAGGAAGCUGAUCCUUCAGAAUUGUGUACAUAUCAACUCAUCGCUGCUAUUUGUCAUAUUGGCAAUAUGAAGUUCGGGCACUACUAUGCUUACACGAAGAACCUCAACGAUGAUAAGUGGCUCAAAUGUGAUGAUCACAAAAUAACGGAUGUUUCUGUUGGAGAAGUUAUCGAUGCAGUGUCGUAUCGUUGUCAUUUGCUAUUUUACGAACGCCAGUAG